Messenger RNA from Felis catus (domestic cat), 3097 nucleotides. RefSeq names its product lysine demethylase 1A (gene KDM1A). Gene Ontology annotation, cellular component: nucleus. Gene Ontology annotation, molecular function: oxidoreductase activity; flavin adenine dinucleotide binding; protein binding. Bases 145 to 2778 code for a protein of 877 amino acids. NCBI's taxonomy places the organism in Eukaryota, Metazoa, Chordata, Mammalia, Carnivora, Felidae. Gene Ontology annotation, biological process: regulation of DNA-templated transcription. The record is from RefSeq and is a predicted model, not a curated record. The transcript is spliced from 21 exons.
GCGGGAGCGCGCUCAGCGCGUGCGUACGCCGUGGCGGUUGGCAGCGAGCUACCUGCGCGAAGUGAGGCGAGGCGAGGCUGCUCCGGACUCACGGACCGACAGACAGAGCGGCCCCUUCGGCCGUCGGCGGCCAGGCGGCCCGAGAUGUUGUCUGGGAAGAAGGCCGCGGCGGCGGCUGCGGCGGCGGCAGCGGCGGCGGCGGCCGGGACGGAGGCCGGCCCCGGGGCAGCGGGCGGCGCGGAGAACGGCUCUGAGGUGGCCGCGCCGCCCGCGGGCCUGUCGGGCCCUGCCGAGGCCGGGCCGGGGGUGGCGGGGGAGCGCACUCCCCGCAAGAAAGAGCCUCCGCGGGCCUCCCCUCCCGGGGGCCUGGCCGAGCCACCGGGGUCCGCCGGGCCUCAGGCCGGGCCUACCGUCGUGCCUGGAUCUGCGACCCCCAUGGAAACGGGAAUCGCAGAGACUCCGGAGGGGCGACGGACCAGCCGGCGCAAGCGAGCGAAGGUAGAGUACAGAGAGAUGGAUGAAAGCUUGGCCAACCUCUCAGAAGAUGAAUAUUAUUCAGAAGAAGAGAGAAAUGCUAAAGCAGAGAAGGAAAAGAAGCUUCCCCCUCCACCUCCUCAAGCCCCACCUGAGGAAGAAAAUGAAAGCGAGCCUGAAGAACCAUCUGGGCAAGCAGGAGGACUUCAAGACGACAGUUCUGGAGGGUAUGGAGACGGCCAAGCAUCAGGUGUGGAGGGUGCAGCUUUCCAGAGUAGACUUCCUCAUGACCGGAUGACUUCUCAAGAAGCAGCCUGUUUUCCAGAUAUUAUCAGUGGACCACAGCAGACCCAGAAGGUUUUUCUGUUCAUUAGAAACCGCACAUUGCAGUUGUGGUUGGAUAAUCCAAAGAUUCAGCUGACCUUUGAGGCUACUCUUCAACAAUUAGAAGCGCCUUACAACAGUGACACUGUGCUUGUCCACCGAGUUCACAGUUAUUUAGAGCGUCACGGUCUUAUCAACUUCGGCAUCUACAAAAGGAUAAAACCCCUACCAACUAAAAAGACAGGAAAGGUAAUUAUCAUAGGCUCUGGGGUCUCUGGCUUGGCAGCAGCUCGUCAAUUACAAAGUUUCGGAAUGGAUGUUACACUUUUGGAAGCCAGGGAUCGAGUGGGUGGACGAGUGGCUACAUUUCGCAAGGGAAACUAUGUAGCUGAUCUUGGAGCUAUGGUAGUAACAGGUCUUGGAGGGAAUCCCAUGGCUGUGGUCAGCAAACAAGUAAAUAUGGAACUGGCCAAGAUCAAGCAAAAAUGCCCACUUUAUGAAGCCAAUGGACAAGCAGACACUGUCAAGGUUCCUAAAGAGAAAGAUGAAAUGGUAGAGCAAGAGUUUAACCGGUUACUGGAAGCUACAUCUUACCUUAGUCAUCAGCUCGACUUCAAUGUCCUCAAUAAUAAGCCUGUGUCCCUUGGGCAGGCAUUGGAAGUUGUCAUUCAGUUACAAGAAAAGCAUGUCAAAGAUGAGCAAAUUGAACAUUGGAAGAAGAUAGUGAAGACUCAGGAGGAGUUGAAAGAACUUCUUAAUAAGAUGGUAAAUUUGAAAGAGAAAAUUAAAGAACUCCAUCAGCAAUACAAAGAAGCAUCUGAGGUCAAGCCACCCAGAGAUAUCACUGCAGAGUUCUUAGUGAAAAGUAAACACAGGGAUCUGACUGCCCUGUGCAAGGAAUAUGAUGAAUUAGCUGAAACACAAGGAAAGCUAGAAGAAAAACUUCAAGAAUUGGAAGCCAAUCCCCCAAGUGACGUGUAUCUCUCAUCAAGAGACAGACAGAUACUUGAUUGGCAUUUUGCAAAUCUUGAAUUUGCUAAUGCCACACCUCUCUCUACACUCUCCCUUAAACAUUGGGAUCAGGAUGAUGACUUUGAGUUUACUGGCAGCCACCUAACAGUGAGGAAUGGCUACUCUUGUGUGCCUGUGGCUUUAGCAGAAGGCCUAGACAUUAAACUGAAUACAGCGGUGCGGCAGGUUCGGUACACAGCUUCAGGAUGUGAAGUGAUAGCUGUGAAUACCCGCUCCACAAGCCAAACCUUUAUUUACAAAUGUGAUGCAGUUCUCUGUACCCUUCCCUUGGGUGUGUUGAAGCAACAGCCACCGGCUGUUCAGUUUGUGCCACCUCUUCCUGAGUGGAAAACAUCCGCAGUGCAAAGGAUGGGAUUUGGCAACCUUAACAAGGUGGUGUUGUGUUUUGACCGUGUGUUCUGGGAUCCAAGUGUCAAUUUGUUCGGGCAUGUUGGCAGUACAACUGCCAGCAGAGGUGAACUCUUCCUCUUUUGGAACCUUUAUAAAGCUCCGAUACUAUUGGCACUAGUGGCGGGAGAAGCUGCCGGCAUCAUGGAAAAUAUAAGUGAUGAUGUGAUUGUUGGCCGAUGCCUGGCCAUCCUCAAAGGGAUUUUUGGUAGUAGUGCGGUGCCCCAGCCCAAGGAGACUGUGGUAUCCCGCUGGCGUGCUGAUCCCUGGGCACGGGGCUCCUAUUCGUAUGUAGCUGCAGGAUCAUCUGGAAAUGACUAUGAUUUAAUGGCUCAGCCAAUCACUCCUGGCCCUUCAAUUCCAGGUGCCCCACAGCCAAUUCCACGACUCUUCUUUGCUGGAGAACAUACAAUCCGUAACUACCCAGCCACUGUCCAUGGUGCUCUGCUGAGUGGGCUGCGAGAAGCCGGAAGGAUUGCAGACCAGUUCCUGGGGGCCAUGUACACCCUGCCUCGCCAGGCCACACCAGGCGUUCCUGCACAGCAGUCCCCAAGCAUGUGAGACUGAUGGGUUCGGAGGGAAGCAGCCAAUGUGCGUGUCUUUUGCUGUGUAGACAGAGCUCUUGUAGCAGUACCGGAUCCCACUGAGAAACUCACUCUGGCAUCUGGGCUCCCAGUCAGCUGCUGGAACUCAUGAUGCCAGGUGGCCAAGGAGGUUGCCUCCUUUGAGUGACUUAGAGCUAGAGAGGCAGUUGUCCGUUAGUGUGGAAGUUGGCGUUCUUCCUAAAGACUGAGGUAACCAAGUGUGGGGAGGGGACAUCUUAGUCUCUUGGUGUGUGGUGGUUUUUUAUAUUUUAAAAAUAAAACUUCAUAUAAAAUUC